Messenger RNA from Brassica napus (rape), 3036 nucleotides. RefSeq names its product probable LRR receptor-like serine/threonine-protein kinase At4g29180. Gene Ontology annotation, molecular function: protein binding; protein kinase activity; ATP binding. Gene Ontology annotation, biological process: protein phosphorylation. Lineage: Eukaryota; Viridiplantae; Streptophyta; Magnoliopsida; Brassicales; Brassicaceae. The transcript has 11 exons. Bases 91 to 2805 code for a protein of 904 amino acids. The record is from RefSeq and is a predicted model, not a curated record.
ACUUUGGGGUAUUCUUGUGUUUCUGGGUUAUCUUAGUUCUGUUUUUUUCUAACGAUGAUGAACUGAUCUUUGUACAAAACGGAGAAGAACAUGGGAGCUCACUCUGUUUUUCUCAUCCUUUUUGGCGUCAUUGCCAUUGCCAUUGUUGUUCAUGGCCAAGGCCAAGCAGGCUUCAUCAGCAUAGAUUGUGGAUCACCCCCUAACAUAAACUACGUAGACACUGACACUGGUAUCAGCUACACGUGGGACGCACCUUACAUCAACUCUGGAGUCAACGCAAACGUAUCCGAACAAUAUGGUUACCCGGCCAACCCGGUUCUGCCGUUCCCGCUCGCAGACGUCAGAUCUUUCCCUCAAGGAAACAGAAACUGCUACACCUUAACACCUUCCGAUGGAAAAGGAAACCUCUACCUCAUCAGAGCUUCCUUCAUGUACGGAAACUACGACGGUAAAAAAGCUCUCCCUGAGUUUGACCUCUACGUAAACGUUAACUUCUGGUCCACGGUAACGUUCAGAAACGCUUCUGAGAACGUCAUCAAAGAGAUACUAACAUUCGCCGAGUCGGAUACAGUUUACGUCUGCCUUGUGAACAAAGGCAAAGGAACUCCUUUCAUAUCAGCCUUGGAGUUAAGGCCAAUGAACAGCUCAAUCUACGGCACUGAGUUUGGAAGGAACGUCUCGUUGGUGCUCUAUCAAAGAUACGACACAGGGUUUGUAAACGGAACAGGACGGUACCAAAGGGAUGUGUAUGAUCGUAUCUGGUCUCCUUACUCUCAACCCUCUUGGAACACAACCAUGACGACUGGCUAUAUCGAUAUCUUUCAGUCUGGUUAUAAGCCACCAGAUGAAGUUAUUAAGACAGCUGCUUACCCUAAAAGCGACGACGAACCAUUGGAGUUGUCGUGGACAUCAGAUGAUCCAGACGCUAGGUUCUACGCUUACCUCUACUUUGCGGAACUCGAGAGUCUCAAGAGGGAUGAGAGCAGAAAAAUCAAGAUUAUGUGGAACGGUUCGCCUGUUUCAGGAGCUUUCAACCCUUCUCCUGAGUACUCAAUGACAUUGUCUAACUCGCGAGCUUUCACCGGUAAAGACCACUGGAUCUCCGUCCAGAAGGCAGCGGAUUCAACACUUCCACCAAUACUUAAUGCUAUCGAGAUCUUUACAGCACAAUCUCUUGAUGAGUUUCCCACCAUAGCUGAAGAAGUUUACGCGAUGGAAAGCAUAAGAUCAACGUAUAAAGUGCAAAAGGCGUGGACUGGUGAUCCUUGCUCCCCAAGACUAUUCCCUUGGGAAGGUGUUGGAUGCAUCUACAACGAUUCUGACCAUCAUAUCAAGUCCUUGAAUCUUAGCUCAAGCGGAUUACAAGGACCAAUAGCCUUGUCAUUUAGAAAUUUAUCACAUCUCGAGUCAUUGGAUUUAUCUAACAACAACCUAAGAGGAUUUGUGCCAGAGUUUUUGGCUGAUCUAAAACAGUUGAAGUACCUAAAUUUGAAAGGAAAUAAGUUUGUUGGGUUUAUCCCAAAAUCUCUUAGGAAAGAAUCAAAGGCUGGUGGACUUGCACUCAUUAUGGAUGAACAAAACAUUUGCCACUCACGUUCAUGUCGAGAUAGGAACAACAUCAUUGUGCCAAUAGUUGUAUCCACGUUACUGAUCCUUCUCAUUGCUGCCUUGGUUAUCAUAUGCAUUAUUCGAAGGGAAAGAAAAAUAGGAGCCUAUUCAGGACCGCUCCUGCCUUCAGGGAAGAGAAGGUUCACUUACAGCGAAGUCUCUAGCAUUACAAACAACUUCGAUAAAGUGAUCGGUAAAGGAGGGUUUGGUAUAGUCUACCUUGGCUCCCUCGAAGAUGGGACUGAGAUUGCUGUAAAGAUGAUAAAUGAUUCUUCGUUUGGAAAAACUAAAGGGUCAUCAUCAUCAUCAUCAUCUCAAGUUUCCAAAGAAUUCCAAGUAGAGGCAGAGCUUCUUUUGACAGUACAUCACAGGAACUUAGCCUCGUUUGUUGGAUAUUGCGAUGAUGGUCGCGGUAUGGCUCUCAUAUACGAGUACAUGGCCAAUGGCAACUUGCAAGACUAUCUUUCAAGCGAGAAUGCUGAGGAUCUUAGCUGGGAGAAGCGACUACAUAUAGCCAUAGACUCUGCGCAAGGAUUGGAGUAUCUGCACCAUGGAUGCAGACCACCAAUAGUACACAGAGAUGUUAAAACAGCAAACAUUCUACUAAACGAUAACUUGGAAGCCAAGAUUGCUGAUUUUGGCCUUUCUAAAGUCUUCCCUGAGGACGAUCUUAGCCACGUUGUGACUGCAGUCAUGGGCACUCCCGGCUACGUUGAUCCAGAGUACUACAACACGUUUAAGCUAAACGAGAAGAGUGACGUGUACAGUUUCGGAAUCGUCCUUCUUGAGAUCAUAACCGGCCGGAGAUCAAUCAUGAAAACCGACGACGGUGACAAGAUGAACGUUGUCCACUACGUUGAGCCUUUCCUCGAAAUUGGAGACAUAGACGGCGUUGUGGACGCACGGCUUCACGGUGACUUCUCCUCAAACUCGGCUUGGAAGUUCGUAGAGAUCGCAAUGACUUGCGUUAAAGACAGAGGAGUACACAGACCAACGAUGAACCAGAUCGUGUCUGAUCUUAAGCAGUGCUUAGCAGCCGAGCUGGCUCGUGAGCCACAGAGCCUCCUUGAGAAGGAAGAGAAGAACAGGAAGACUAUUCCGGUUCGGAAAUAUAGCAUCAGUGACUAUAUUAGCUCGUCGGGUUCCGUUUCACUUACUUUUGGAGAUAACAACACGCAUGGCCCAACGGCAAGGUAGAGAGAAAUAAAUCAAGGUUUGAUUGAUCUUAUUUUAUGGUCUCUAUCUUUAAAUUAUUUUCAGUUUUAUUUUUGAUGUGUUCUUUAAUUUGUUUGAGUUAAAAUUUGAUUUUAAAGAUUCAUUUGUUUUUGUUUUCUUUUAAGAAAACUUGUAAUCGCAAAACAUUAAUUGUAAGAACAGUUUGUAAAUGUUUUUGUGAUGAAGCGAAUUGUUGAUUUAGUUAUGUUUGAA